AUCUCUAUAAUUAUUUAAUGUUGGAAACUAAUUUAGAAAAACAUAUAGUGAUUGAGUAUGAUUUGAAGAAUUAUUUAAUUAAUUUGUACAAUUAUGUGGUUUGUCAAAGACUCAAAUAGAUACUCGGUAGAUAGAUUCAGGAUUUCAGUCAGCCCGCCGGAAAACAAACACAGAGCCAGAAACGAUGUAUGCUCAAGGAGGGGAAGUUCAAGGGCCUAUGUUGAAGCUAACCGUGGAGAGAGGUACACUCGCCGGUCAAGCCCUGGAUUUCAAGCCGGGGACUACUGUUCGGGUUGGCCGUGUCGUGCGGGGCAACAAUCUCACCAUCAAAGAUGCCGGCAUCUCCUCCAAUCACCUCACCAUCGAAUUCAAUCCCUCCGACGGGAGAUGGAUCAUCCGCGACCUCGGAUCCUCAAACGGGACCUUUCUCAACGCCAACAAAGUCAAAGCGUCCUCCUCUGCCGCCCUCUCCGACUGCGACACCAUCAAAAUCGGAGAGCUCACUACAAUCUACGUCAGAAUCGAAGGUCUCGGUCCCCCGUCCACCAAGCAAAGGAGAAACCCUAGGCAGAAGGCAGCCGCAGAAACAGCAGAGCAAGGCGACCAGAAUGCCGCUGAGAAUCGAGAGUUAGGGUUUAGGGAUGAAGAGUUGGGGAAGAUGCAGAGGUGUGGUCCUCGUACUCGUGCUAGGGCUAGGGUGAACUGUGACAAGGCUGAACUUCAAGUCGAGAGCAUUGGAUUGGAAAAUGCAGCUCCCAGGAGAACAAGGAAUUCGAGAAAGGUAGAGGAUUUCACUAGCUCGACUUCUCAAGUCGAAAGUGCUGUCGUCGAGAAGGCAGUGAGUUUGAGUGAGAUGGAGACUGCUUCACGAAAUGAAGAUGAACUUGGCGGUCAAAGACGAACCCGAGGAAGAGGACGUGGGAGGGUGACGACGAAAAGGGUCACCACCAGAAGUACAAAAGAGAGUGUUUUACAGGCUGAUAGUAUCACAUCAGUGCAUUUGGAAGAAGACAAGGACGAAACAAAUCCCGCUCGUUCAAAGAAGGGUGGAGGUGAAGAGAGACUUAAGACUAUUGAGGAGUGCGGUGAGGAGGAAGAGCAGCGUAAAUGUGGGAAAGAAGCUGGCCAUGGUGAAAGCAAGGGUGUCCCUGAUAUUGGAGUAAAGUUCGACCUGGAAACCAUGAGUCUAGGAGAUUGGCUUGACUAUUUGGAGUUUCAGUUACCAAAACAAAUAAUGGAUUCUACAGAGGAGAUGAUUUCAGGAAUGAAGGAAAAGGCACGCAAGGCGCAAGACUUGAUAAAUCAGAAGAAGGCCGAGGAAAAGGCACACAAGUCGAAAGAAUAAUGACAAUAGGGCAUCAAUUUCCAACGCAAAAUUCUGAGCUGUGGUUACAUUGGAAAAUGUGAAACAACUACAAUUUGUUCUUGUCCCCCAAGCAAUUGGAGACAUUUAGCAAGAUUCCGCCGGUUGAAGGUCAAUGAUAUCCAAUUUUCGGGUCGAGGAAGACAAGGAGGGGUGUCUCAAGCCAAACUAAGAAACCAGGUGCACUGUAUGUAGUAGUUACUCGCUUCUUUGUACGAUGUACUUUGCUGAGUUUGCAUGUUGCUAGUGAAGGACAAAGUCCGAUCCGAAACAUUUUUUUAUUGAACACAUUUGAUAAGGUUAAGAACUAUGGU
Molecule: messenger RNA, 1677 nt
Organism: Cuscuta campestris
Lineage: Eukaryota; Viridiplantae; Streptophyta; Magnoliopsida; Solanales; Convolvulaceae
Source: the annotation of a GenBank genome assembly